AUGGCUGUCAAUCAAUCUGCUACCCCACCCUUGAAAGACUGCCGAACGUGCAAUAGACGAAGGAUAAGAUGUGAUCGUUCACUCCCUACUUGCCAAAAGUGCAAAAGCCGGAAUCUGGAAUGUCCGGGAUAUGGAGUUAAUUUUCGAUGGAAAGAGGCGACCAAGGCGCGACUGCUUUCAAAUCGACCUGUGCCUUCCCGUAUAUCUCCAGAAAAUACCAUCUUCCCUACAGGUGAUCAGUCAACUCCCAAUCAAAAUGGAAGAACGUCUAUCAAUCAAGACCAAAGCAUUUCUUCCGAGACGAGAGUUUCCUCGGCCCCAAGUCUGCCGGAAAGCAUUCAAGAUCCAGUAUCUCGUCAGCUGCUGCAUCACUUCAAUCAAAUCCUCGCACCUCUACUUGCCUGGGUAGACAGCACUGAUAAUCCGUGGCAAAAUAUAAUUUUGCCACUGGCAAUCGAGUCUCCUCCAUUGUUGCACUCGUUAUUAGCUAUGGCAGCUGGUGACAUAUCUGAUCGAUACUACGGAUGUGCUCACAUGGCUGCCGACACUGUCUACGGCUUCACACGGAAUCGCAAUAAAGCUCUGGAGCUCCUGGCCGAGCACCUCAGACAAGAUUUAGCAGUCUCGAAUGCCAGUAAUCUUCAAUCUCAGGCAAAUAAUCACAUCCUGGCCAGCAUCGUCGUCUUGUGUUAUCAUGAAAUCAAAUGGCCUUCGUCUGGCUUGUGGAAAGUGCAUCUUCGAGCUGCAAGGACGAUGAUACGAAGAUGGUCGACCACAGAUUUUAUCAGUCCCACCUCCGAUACUACUAGAUCAUUCUUGAUUCAAGAGUUGUCUGCUACUCAGGCUAUGGCUUCAGUCACGAGUUUUAUGGAUGAGGAACCAGUUCGCGUCAGAGUUCCAAACGACCACAGAGCCCCAUUCUUAGGCUUCCUUCAUAUUGUUCAGGCUGUUUCUUUGGCUGCGCGCAAAGAACUUCAUGCGCCAAAUGUUUCGAUCUGCCUUAUGGACGUUGGCCAUUUCUUCCAGGGACUUGAACGAGCAAAACAACAUGCCUUUGCGGUCGGUCUAGGGUUGACAUUUCGUUCCAGCCAGUCUCAGCUUGACUUUGAACAUAUGGUCAACAUGUACUACGAGACAGGAUAUAUCUAUACUUUCCAAACUCUGUCGUCGCCAGAUAAUGCUGCAGCGGAGAUCAGACAGUCCCAUUCUCGUCUAAUGGGUCACUUGCACCAACUCGCUGACACUUCUUUGUUCGCUCAAGACUUGCCCUGGCCACUCUUCAUUGCCGGCACCGAGUGCGGUGGUCGAAUUGAGGAGCAGCAGUACAUUGAGAGCAGAAUGAACGAGAUGGUAAGAUUGACAGGAACACUGGAUCGAAUGAAAGCACUACGAUUCCUGAAAGAGUUCUGGACAUCACAAAGCCAUGCUUCGGGGAUUACUUGGAUACAACUCGCGAAGACUUGGGCACAAAGAGGAGACAGUUUCUUGAUUUGGUAG
Messenger RNA from Mollisia scopiformis, 1497 nucleotides. RefSeq lists its product as uncharacterized. Gene Ontology annotation, cellular component: nucleus. Lineage: Eukaryota; Fungi; Ascomycota; Leotiomycetes; Helotiales; Mollisiaceae. Gene Ontology annotation, biological process: positive regulation of transcription by RNA polymerase II. Gene Ontology annotation, molecular function: DNA-binding transcription factor activity, RNA polymerase II-specific; zinc ion binding; transcription cis-regulatory region binding. The record is from RefSeq and is a predicted model, not a curated record. The coding region runs from base 1 to 1497 and encodes 498 amino acids. The transcript is spliced from 2 exons.